Molecule: messenger RNA, 390 nt
Organism: Entamoeba dispar SAW760
Lineage: Eukaryota; Evosea; Mastigamoebida; Endamoebidae
Exons: 1
Coding region: 1-390 (129 amino acids)
Source: RefSeq, a predicted model, not a curated record
AUGAAUAUUGAACAUGAUGAAGUUGUGAGAACAAAUAAUGUAAUUGAAACACCUUCGUGGACUAAAUUUGACCCACUUUCUGUAGAACAGACGUUGUCAGAUGAAAACACAGAAGAUGAGAUGUAUGCAGAGUUACAUGCCCCAUUUGAAGAACAUGAAAGACGUCGUUAUGUAAUGACGUCUUUGAGUAAUGAAGAUCCAUUCGUUGUUGGGUUUUCUGCUAUCCAAUUUAUGCAAAUUGAACCAAAAGAAGAACUUGUACAUAAUUAUAAAUAUCCACCCAUUCGUCCUUUAAACCCUGUCUUAACUGAUACUAAUGAAAUUAACUCAAAGAAAUGGUCUUGUUCUGUACAAGAUGGUUUUGUUAUUCAUUUUAAGACGUUGAAAUAA